Messenger RNA from Salvia miltiorrhiza (redroot sage), 1338 nucleotides. RefSeq names its product protein MIZU-KUSSEI 1. Lineage: Eukaryota; Viridiplantae; Streptophyta; Magnoliopsida; Lamiales; Lamiaceae. Gene Ontology annotation, biological process: hydrotropism. The record is from RefSeq and is a predicted model, not a curated record.
UGUAUUUUUUAAAAAAUUUAUUCGUUUUCUACAAUGAAUUCAUGAUCCUUCCCAACGAUUUUACGAUAUUUGGUAUAUAGUAGGGAGGUGUUUUUGGUAUGUAGAAUUCCAGCGUAUAUAUAUAAUGGAGAUGUACACAUAGAUGCAAACAUAAUGAUGAAAACUGAAAGUGCAGCAAUGGAAGUGAAUGGAUUCCCCGGUCAACGGUCAAACAUGCUGGAAUCUUGAGUCACUGAAUACUUUCUUGUGCACAUUGGAAUUCCGAAAAAUCCCCAAUCCCUAGCUUUUGACGGCUAUCUUUCCCCUUCCCGCCAUCUAUUUAUACACUCCCAUGAUCACUUUCAUCCCCCAAAUUUCUUUUUAUCCACGUUUUUCCCCUUCAAAUUAAUCCCUUCAUUCACCAACAACCUUCUUCUUUUAAAAAAACAAAACUUUCUUGAAUUACAUCAAGCAAUGACGAAGAUCGACGCCCUCCGUCGAUUCCUCCUCCCCUGCAUCGGCAGCUCCCGCACGUCCCCGACCGCCGCCGCCAAGAAACGCCUGAGCACCUCCCUCCGCGACGAAACAGCAAGAACAAGCCCCCCUCAGCCCCCCAGCAGCAAGAAAGCGAAAUCCCGUCGUGCUGCUCCUCCCCGGCCACCCCCGCCCACGAUGGUGAUCGGCACGAUCUUCGGGCACCGGCGGGGCGGGCAUGUGUGGUUCUGCGUGCAGCAGGACCGGCUGAGCGUGAUACUUCUAGAACUUUCCAUCCCCACGUCGGGCCUCAUGCAGUGCGGGCUGGAGUUCAGCGCCGCCGGCUCGGAGCUGAGCCGCUGCCCCCUCCGGUCGGUGCCGCUGUGGACGCUCUUCUGCAACGGCAGGAAGCUGGGGUUCGCGGUGCGCCGCAAGCUCACGCAGCAGACCAAGGUCAUGCUGAAGACCGUGCAGAACGUGACGGUCGGGGCGGGCGUCAUUCCCUGCAAGAUCGGCGCCGACGAAAAGGAGGUCAUGUACAUGCGGGCUAAUUAUGAGUGCGUUUUGGGCAGCGCCGAUUCCGAGUCUUUCCAUUUCAUCAAGAACUCAGCGUUUUCUUGCUCCCAACAAGAUGAAACUAAUCUUGUUUUGUUUUUUUCAAGAAUUUAGUUAGGUGAUACAAAGAUUUUUCAAGAAAAUCGCGGUUUUCUUGAUUCGGAACCUGCUUGGGUUAAACUUAUUGCUAACUUCUUCUUCUUUUUUGUUUUUUUAGAGAAAGCCAAUUUGUAGCUUUAUUUUUUUUCAGGAGAAUAAUCCAGUUAGUUCUUGUCCAUUAAUCAUCAUAUAUCUGCUCCUUUUUCUUUAUAAUGCUUUUGAAUACUGUGA